Diatraea saccharalis (sugarcane borer) is the source of this 1023-nucleotide messenger RNA. NCBI's taxonomy places the organism in Eukaryota, Metazoa, Arthropoda, Insecta, Lepidoptera, Crambidae. The record is from the annotation of a GenBank genome assembly.
AAUUUUCGAAAACCAUGUCUACCAUAAUAUUAGCGAUCUGUGCAUAAUAUGCCUGCUAUGUAGUUUGUGGGCAGGCCGAUCGAUUUAGUUUAUUAGUUGUUGAAUUAUAAAUGCUUUAUUAAAUUAAUACUAGGUAAGUAUUAAACUUAUUAUAAUCCUGCAGGGAGGGGAUAUUUUAAAGAUAUUGAAAUAUUUAUUCGUAAAUGUGCGAUUAGUUACAAUAUAUUUGUGAUAGGUUAUUUUUUUACAAUAAUAAAUUCUAUUACAGUGAAAAUUUACUGAAAUGACCUGAAAAGAAAGAGAUAUGCAAGUGACAACAAUGAAAGCUCGAAGUAUAUUCAAGUUGUAUCAGCAAUUGCUGAACCGCAGACCUUAUUUAAUGCAAGCGGUGCAGACGGGCACACUGAUGGCUGCUGGCGAUAUUAUUUGCCAAUCUCUAAUAGAAAAGAAGAAAUUGAGACAUUUGGAUGUUAAAAGAACGAUUGGUUUUUCAUCAAUUGGAUUCUUUGUCGGCGGGCCAGCAUUAAGAGUUUGGUAUGGUUUAUUGAAUAAACAUAUAGGAUCUACUGGUAAAUCUGUAGCUUUGAAAAAAGUCUUUGUUGAUCAAGUUUUAUUUGCACCUGCAUUUUUAUAUCUUAUUUUAAUAGCUGUAGGAACUCUACAAGGAAAGUCAUUCGACACCAUUAAGGCAGAUUUGAAAGCAAACUAUACUGAUGUCCUUAUCACAAAUUAUUACAUAUGGCCAUGGGUGCAGUUAAUUAAUUUUUACUAUGUGCCACUUCAGUAUCAGGUUCUUGUUGUGCAAUCUGUUGCUUUGUUCUGGAAUACCUAUUUGUCAUGGAAAACCAAUAGAAAGAGGCUAGUAGAAUAAUUUAUUGUAUAUUAAAACAUUAAAGAAAAUGUUUGUAUGUGAGCAGUUAUGUUUAGUUUGAUAACUACCACUUAAAAGGUACUUUGGAUUAUGACAAAUAUAAGUAAUAUACUUGAUAAACAAGUCACAAGUCUAGCGAUAAAGGCUCUGUU